UCCUUCCCCCGGUACUCACCACCCCCCUUUGUCCCCUCUUACCGGAAGAUUCGACAUGGUCUUGCACUGUUAGUGCGAUCACUGAUUAUUUCGUCCUACUCCAGCCAUCCAUUUGCCGGGGAUUAUACUUGAGAGACACGGAAAAUCGAGAAUGUGGGCAAAACCUGCGGACAAGCCGCGGUCAUCGAUGGGGAAGAGAAAGCUGCUGCGCUUUGUCGUCAUCAGCUGUAUCGUCACUAGCUUCACAAUUUUCCUUUGGCCCCGUCUAGAAUCCCAGCGCGUGACCACGGAAACUGUUUCCAACAUUACCAUCACCUCCGAUGUUGGCUGCCAGCCGGACUUUGAGGCUCUCCGCCGCUUAAAUGUCCAGAAACUGACCCAGUACGUGCGACGCGAAGUAGUCGCCUCUGAAUCUCCCAGCAACGUUUUGCCGCUGUCACAACGUCUCCAAGUUCCUCUAUUUCCGCAAAAGCCCCAUGGCGACCAACUUCAUCUACCGGAGGAGCUGAUGCAUGAGGACUGCUUAAUACCAAACCCGGUGUCGCUUCAAGUCCCGACACCCCCUAGACAUGCGGAUGCGUCCCACAUCGACUUUGGUGUCGCUACGACGAUAGAACGGCUGAACGACUCCUUGGACGCGUUUUCUCAUUGGGCGGGUUAUACAAAUGCUCACAUCUUUGCCUUGGUUGAGCCCGAUGAGAGGGCACACGAGGUGUUGCUAAAGGCCGAUGCGCUUGGAAUAAAUCUCUCAAUAUCGGAAUCGAGUGAAGAGUACCAGCGCCGAUACUUUUCGCUGGUCCCUCACCUGGCCAAGAAUGCGCGUCCCGAAACGAAAUGGUCGUGUGUCAUGGACGACGAUACCUUCUUCCUCUCGAUGCCGGAGUUGGUCAGAGGACUCAAGGAGUAUGAUGAGACGAAGCCCAUGUACGUGGGUGGACUGUCUGAAAGCAUUCCGCAGGUUGGAGUGUUUGGAUUGAUGGGAUUUGGAGGCGCUGGCGUCUUCUUGUCCCGGCCUCUGAUCCAAGAAUUGAGCCGGCCGGAGGUAUUCGAGGACUGCCAGAGAAUGGAUGUGACGGGCGACCGCAGAAUUUCUCUUUGCAUCUACCAGUACACCAGUGUUCGUUUGACCAUCGACCACCGCCUGCACCAGCUUGACAUGAUGGGCGAUGUGUCCGGGUUUUUCGAGGCGGAACGGCAACCGCCACUGUCAGUGCAUCACUGGAAGUCUUGGUUCCACGCGGACAUGGCCAAAGCCAGCGCGGUUACCGAAAUCUGUGGUGAUUCUUGUCUCCUGCGGAAAUGGCACUUUGGAGAUGGCUGGAUUCUCACCAACGGCUUCUCGGUGGUGAAGUACAGCAGCGAGAAGAAGCCAGGCGACAGAAGCAUGGAGCUCACGUGGGACAGCCACAACGGUGCUGUAUUCGAGUCAUACUUGCAUGAGCUUGGUCCUCUCCGCCUAAAGGACGAGGGAAAGAUUAGUUACCUGCACGAAGACGCUAUCAUUGACGGAAACCGCGUCCGUCAAUGGUACGUUCACCGUGACCCGGAGAAAGGUGAUCAAGUUCUAGAGUUGAUCUGGCGAGCAGCCUAAGAACGCCCGCCUGUCUGCAUUUAGAUUUGGCGCAUCGAUUAUUCCUGCAAUUCCUCCCAUUCCCCUUCCGACCCCGCCUUCAUCCAUCUUCAAAACCACCUGUGCUGCGUCGACAAGCUACAGGUUCUAUCUCAUGUCCCGCCCCCUGAUUUCUUCACUUAUAUAUGAAGAGGGGCGUUCCCCUCAAACCCCCUCUUCUACGCUAGCCACGUUUAUAAUUUUGCUUCUUUUUUACGGCGCAUAGAUCAUGAAACUUGACUUGAUUGUUUAGCUUGGGAUGAUAUCAGAUUCGUGCGCGAUACAGGUACAUAGUCUCGGGUUUCUUACAUUUUUUUUUUCCUUCACACUUUCAUACCAAUUGUACAU
Aspergillus vadensis CBS 113365 is the source of this 1957-nucleotide messenger RNA. Its product is annotated as glycosyltransferase family 31 protein. Lineage: Eukaryota; Fungi; Ascomycota; Eurotiomycetes; Eurotiales; Aspergillaceae. The transcript has a single exon. Gene Ontology annotation, cellular component: membrane. Bases 152 to 1591 code for a protein of 479 amino acids. Gene Ontology annotation, molecular function: acetylglucosaminyltransferase activity. The record is from RefSeq and is a predicted model, not a curated record.